This is a messenger RNA of Paramecium pentaurelia, 1513 nucleotides long. The record is from the annotation of a GenBank genome assembly. NCBI's taxonomy places the organism in Eukaryota, Ciliophora, Oligohymenophorea, Peniculida, Parameciidae.
AUGAUUUCUCCAAGAAUUUAAAGUUCUAGUUUCAACCCAAUAAACACAUCAAAUGUCUUUACUUCAACUAUUAAUGAUGAUGCUUAGAAUACUAGUUUCUCAUCUUAUCAUGUAACUCCCAGAUAAGGAGCUACUCCUAGAUAAUUGUCUAGAAUUUAAGAAAACAAUGAAUGUGAAGAUUCUAAAAUAACAGAUACUGAUCCUGAAACAUAUAGAGAAGUAAUUAAAGAGUUAUCAACCUAACUUUAAAUGGCUAUAUUAGAAAAUAGAUAAUUGAAAGAUAAAAUUAAUGUAUUAGAAGAAGAACACAAUGAAAGUUUUUAAAUAGUCAAUACAUAAAAUCAAAUGCUUUAAGAUAGUAAUUUUACAUUAUAGGAAAAAAUUAAUAAUUUAUUUUCAGAAAUUUAGCAAAUGCAACUCCAAUUAGAAUAGAAAGAUUAAAAAUUAAAAGAGGUUAGAGAAAAUAACUUAAUUUAAAAUUAAUCAUCUGAUAAAAUGACUCAUUUGAUAGAUGAAAAUUAAAAAUUAAUUAAAAUUAUCUAAACAUAAUAAUAAGAAAUUAAUGAUUAAAAAGAUGUUAUUAAAUAAUUUGAAAAAGCUUUAUAAGAUGCAAAAAGUAAAUGUGAAUAAGAUGUUAAUGAAAAAUUAAAUAAUAAAGUUAAGGAAAUAGAUUAAUUUAAAAGUGAAAUUGAAGUAUUGCAUUAAUAAUUGCAAUAAUACAAAGAAUAGAUUAUGCUUUGGAGUUAAAGAUAUUAAUCUUUGGAUCAAAAUUAUUAAAUAUAAUACUAAGAUUUAUUUUAAAAGUUUAACAUUAGUUAAAAUUAACUAACUGAAUUAUAAAAUAUAUAUUAAACGUUAUAAGAUAAUAGCUAAAGAAAAAUCUAAUAAUUGGUUUAAGAAUUAGAUAAUGCCAAAGUAGGAACUUUAAAAAAAUAAUAAACAAUUAAAAUUCAAGCUUUAGAAGAGAGAAUUGAUGAAUUAGAAGAACAAUUAUAAAUUAAAAAGAAUUAAAUUUUUAAGUUAAAAGAAGAAUUAAUUGAAUAUUAAAACAUUUCAAAAUUGGCUAAAUAAAGGGAGACAGAUAAUAUAACAGAUAAGAGAAGUAUUUAAAUUUAUAAAAUUAUUAGUUGUUGAAGAUUAAAAAUUAGAGAAUUAUGAAUAAAGAAUACGUUAAUUAGAAGAUAAACUUGUUUAAUAGGAGUAAUAAAUUAUUGUUACUUAAUAAAAUUAAUAAUAAUCAUAUUCAAGUUUACCAUAAUAAUAAUAUUAAAGUUAACCAUAAUAAUAAUAAAUGGUUUUAGUUUAAUAAUAAUAAUAAUAAUAAUAAUAAUAAUAAUAAUAAUAAUAGUUAUAUGAACAUAGUUAUUAUGCAAGAACUAAUGAAAAUAAAAAGUUAUAAUUGUUUUCUGAAAGAAAGGAUAAUGUAAGAAUGUAUUAUAGUUUUGCAAAAGAGAAUUAAUAGAUUGAAAAUAAAUAUCCUAGAACUGCUUUAAAUUAUGGAAAUAAUUAUUGA